Molecule: messenger RNA, 1380 nt
Organism: Clarias gariepinus (North African catfish)
Lineage: Eukaryota; Metazoa; Chordata; Actinopteri; Siluriformes; Clariidae
Gene: lipt2
Product: lipoyl(octanoyl) transferase 2
Exons: 3
Coding region: 382-1077 (231 amino acids)
Biological process (GO): protein lipoylation
Cellular component (GO): mitochondrion
Molecular function (GO): lipoyl(octanoyl) transferase activity
Source: RefSeq, a predicted model, not a curated record
CUAUUGUAUUAAUUAGUAUAAGUAAUGUUUUAGGGUUCAACGCUGAACGCUGCAACAGCAAAUCUCUGUUUCAUCUCCGCACAUUCGAUAGUGGCGAAUCUCUCUGUGUGUAUGUGUGUGUGUUUUGAGGGGGUAGGGGAGGGGAGAAGCAACAAAUACAGAAAAUAAUGGAAUAUUUUCUAAACUUUUUUUCAAGUACACACACCAAAAUAAAAUGCUAAAAUCUAAGGAAACGAUUUUGUAAAAAUAUCAGUAUGCUUCCAUUGAGUUAGCACUACGUGUCGUAUUGAAGGCUGUGUAAAUUAUGUUGUAUAUGGAUUUGACGCACGAUUAUGUUGAGCAUGGCAGCACGGUGGCUUAGGGGUUAGACAGCGCAUCAGGAUGUCACCUGGAAAAACCUCAGUCAACAUUGUUAACUUGGGGAGAGUUGCUUACUGCAGUGCCCUUCAGAAACAGCAGCAAUAUAUCAGACAACAUUUUGAUUCUUCAAACCAAACUCCAAACACAGUAAUCUUGUGUGAGCAUGAACCUGUUUACACCACUGGCAUCCGUAGAGCACUGUACCCUGUUGAAGAGGAGCGCAGACUAAAAGAUCUGGGUGCAGAAUUCUUUCGGACAAACCGUGGAGGUCUUAUAACAUUUCAUGGGCCAGGUCAGCUGGUGUGCUAUCCUAUUCUUAACCUGGGCUGCUUUAAGAAGAGUGUAAGGUGGUAUGUGUGUGAACUAGAAAAGACAGUGAUUAAGAUGUGCGGCAAGUUUGGAAUUAAAGCCUCCACUUCUCCAGACACUGGUGUCUGGGUCGGAAACAACAAAAUAUGUGCAAUUGGCAUCCACUGUGGUAGAUACAUCACUUCUCAUGGUUUGGGACUGAACUGCAACACUGACAUGAGCUGGUUUGACCACAUUGUUCCCUGUGGUAUUGUGGGAAAAGGGGUCACCUCACUCAGCAUAGAGCUCGGGCGGGAUGUCACAAUUGAAGAGGCUGCUCCAGUGUUGCUACAGGCUUUUAGUGAACAGUUCGACUGCACGCUGAGUAAAACAGAGUUCCUAAAAAGUCACUUAAUGCCAUUUUAUUAAGGAACAUUUCCCCAUGGGUAGCCCUAAUAAAUGAUGUUACAUUAACAUUUGUUUUUUUUCUUUGUCUUCAGUUCAGCUGCUUGGUCAGAGUAGCAAUGUAUUUAAGAAAACCUAGCCUGGAACACAUUGUGUAGACAUUACAAAAAUCAUUGAUCAGUAAGCACUUUAUACUGGUCAAGUUUGGAGUGGAUUCAGACUAUUUCCCAGGAACACUGCGCAGCAAUAAACCAUGAAUGUGUUUAUUUUGAAAUGGAUCAAUGCACAAUUCUGAUAUUUUAUUUUUUAAUUAAAUUGUAAUGAUCA